Molecule: messenger RNA, 4105 nt
Organism: Manis pentadactyla (Chinese pangolin)
Lineage: Eukaryota; Metazoa; Chordata; Mammalia; Pholidota; Manidae
Gene: GPR31
Product: G protein-coupled receptor 31
Biological process (GO): G protein-coupled receptor signaling pathway
Cellular component (GO): membrane
Molecular function (GO): G protein-coupled receptor activity
Source: RefSeq, a predicted model, not a curated record
GUUCAUUCUCUCGUGUUCCCGGGGAACCGUAUAUAAUGAGCGUGAAGUUGGCACGCUCAUCAUGGAGAUACCAGGUGGGGCGUUUCCACAAUUUCAGGUGCUUGGAGGACUGUCCAAUUGCCCCUUCUUAGGAAUCAAACAGGCAGAUGAAUCUCCGUGACACAGGGAUGGGGUGACAUGCGGACUGGUGGUCCAGUUGGAAAGAAAAACUCUGAUAAUACUAAUGUAAGAAGAAAACAAAUCAGACUGCUUGAAAAGGCCUGCAAAUCAAUAGCCUCAAUGGGCUCCUGGAGGCGUGGGCUCUACGUGAGCACAGGAGCAAAGCUGCGGCCCGCCGGACAGCAGGAGAGCAGCGUGCUCAGCCGCUGGGCCCCGCCUGUUUGUGCACUGUGACCUCGAGCAAACCACCUGCCUUCUCUGUGCCCCACUUCACCAUCCCGAAGCCUUAAGUUGUGCCGACCUCUCCUCACUGGGAUAACACAGGUGAACACGUAACCGUGCCUGAUACGUGAAGAACAUGCAGCCAGCUUUAGUAAUGGUUGGUGUGGGAGUUUUCAAAGCUCAUGGUCAGUAGCGGGUAAGGUAACUGAUUCAUUCAGCAUCUAUUGAUUGACGCCUAUUCAUUGCCAGGCAUGUUCUGCCACCAGCACCCAGAGCAUGUCCCUGGGCUUGUGCAGCUAACACUCCUGAUGUCUGUGCGCCUUGACGACCCACCGGCUGUACUCCACUUCCAGGGCCCGCGGAGGCCCUGUGUCCGGGUCUGAAGCCAGGGAGUGUAGGAAGAAGGGAAGGCUCCUCAGCAGAAAAUAGACUUUGACAAAAUUUCAAGACAAGAGAAAAUGACCCGCUAUGAAGUAACCAGGCCAUCCCAGACCCUCUCCAGGUGAAUGCAGGACCCUAUUCUGACUGCCAGCAUGGGAGGUGCAGGCCCGAGCAGACGCGUCUCUGCAGAGGCCCCUUGUAUGGGGAGAAGAGGAGGGCUUCCCCACGAAACGUAUUAGAACCAGCAAAGUUCUUGCCUCAAUCCUAAUUCUGAUUGUAUAAAGUCUUGGUGUAAUUAACAUGUCAAGUUCCUUCUGCAACAGCCGUGCCCGCUCAGCCAGACGUUCUCAGGACACUAUCGCUUCGUUUGGCCCCAGAUGAUGUGAAGUGAAACACAAUUUCCCCUUUUUCAGGGCAAAACAAAACUGCAAGGGUUUUUUCCCCUGCCCCUCCCCCACCCCCUUACCCCAAACAGACUUUAGUUUACUCCUGACUUUGUUCUGACAGCGGUUCAGGAUUUCUCUUUCUGGGGAAGCGCAGAGCUUGCGCGCUUCUGCUGAGGGAGGGACGCGCCCGAGGGCCCGGCUGUGCCUCCGCCGCUGCGGAGUCGGCGGUGGCGGCAGGACCGCAGCGACAUGCCUCCUCCUAACUGCUCGGUGCACAGCGGCCCGCUGGAGUGCGGGCUCGGCCUCCUGGGCAAUGCCGUUGCGCUCUGGACGUUUUUCUUCUGUCUGAAGGUGUGGAAGCCCUAAGUCUACCUGCUCAACCUGGUGGUCGCGGACCUGCUGCUGACCUUCUGCCUGCCCCUCCACGCCACCUUCUACCAGAGGCACCGGACGUGGAGCUUCAGGCGCGCGUCUUGCCAGACGCUGCUGUUCCUGCGGGCGCUCAGCCUCAGUGUGGGCAUUACCUUCCUCACUACGGUGACCUUGGACCAGUACUUCCGGGUGGUCCACCCGAGGCUCAAGGUCAACCUUCUGUCCCUUUGGGCAGCCCAGGGGAUCUCAGUCCUUGUCUGGCUUCUGAUGAUCUGCCUCAACCACCAGAGCUUGUUCGUGCCUGAGGCUGGGUGCCCCAGUCUGGAGCCCAGAGGAGAACUCUCCUUCAGCAUGACUUGGCAGGAAACUCUCUUCUUCCUCCAAUUCGUGUUUCCCUUCGGCCUCAUCUUGUUCUGCAAUGCCAGGAUCAUCAGGACCCUGCAGAGGAGGCUCCGAGACCCGGAUAAACAGCCCAAGCUGCAGAGGGCACAGGCGCUGGUGGCCACCGUGGUGGUGCUGUUUGCACUGUGCUUUCUGCCCAGCUUCCUGGCCCAGGUCUUUGUGGCCACCUUCCAAGGGGUGGGCAGCUGCCAGGUGCUGGGCACAAUGGUGCACACAUCCGACCUGGCCGGCAGCCUGGCCUCCCUGCAGAGCGUGCUGAACCCAGUGGUGUACUGCUUCUCCAACCCCGCGUUCAGGCACUCCUACCGCAAAGUCUUCAACACCCUCAGAGGCCGGGGGAGGGAAGCAGAGGCACCCGGCUGUGACCCCAAAGACUCCUACUCCUGAGGCCAACUGGCUUCCUCCACCAUUUUCAGGAGCCACCUGGGAUCUGGGCAACAAGGACCAUUCAUUAGGAUUCUGCAGGACGUGGAAGUCUCGAGGCUGCCCUGCAAAGAUUGGACAGACUCGGGCACACAUGCAGAAGUCAUUGCCGUUACAUUAUGGACCAGCCAGUCAAAGCGAGCACACCAGAGCCUCCUUUCUGCACAAUGUGAAGCAGGCUUAAUUGCUGACCUGACAGCCAGGUGGUCACGGUGCGUGAAAGCUAGACGGUGACACUUCCAACUCCGUGUACUCAGGCAGGUCGUCCUCAUUUUCUUUGCUUCAGUUUGUAAAUGCAGACAGAUUGCUUUGUUCUCAGCUGUUGCACAGACUUGUGAUUAUUGAUAUGGGAAAGUGGGGAUCUGGGGCCUGAAGAGAGGCCCCGGGCAUGGAAGUCACUGUACUCCAUGCCUCUCUGUGAAGCACAUAAUGUUCCCUGUUUUAUAAGCUUCGUUAUCACGGAGCACACAUUAUGUCAAAGACAACACAGUUCCCUAGUUUAUGAUAAGAAACAUUUUCUUAUUCAAUUUCUCAAAAUUGCCUCUAGAAUUUUCUUAAGUUUGAAUGUUUAAAUGCUUUUGAAACUUACUUUGCUGCCCUGCUCUAAAAAGUCACUGUAUCUUAUGCCUCCUGGAAGGGCACAAUGUGAGGUGGCAAACUGUGUUUUCCACCCGACGCCGCGGCAUACUCGUGCAGAAGGCAGCUGGCACCACCCCAGAGAAGGUGGGGCCCCUGCACCCAGCCCCUGGACACUCUCGCAACGGCUGCAGCUGCCCAUCACACACCUCUUAAACUAUGUCCCUGGUCAUGCUGGUGACAAAGGAUUCUGAAAGUCACCUUCCUGACUGCCUUCUCUCUCAUUCUCUGCUCAAACCAGGCAGUUUGGUCCCCAGAAGGGACCCACCAACGUGCCCGGAGGAGCUCCAGAAGCUACUUUGUAAGGACCUGGGUCCCACGCAUCCCAUCCUACCUGCCCCCCACCCCCCCGGUAUUGCACCUGUGUGGCUCACACAGAGAGGCCACUGCUUUUCCCAGGGGCCAGUCCUGAUCUCUGUAACAUUUAAGGUCAAAACAGAUAGCACUAGGUGACAGAAAAUGGCAAAGUGUCCCUGUAGUAUCUGCCUGCCUGGAAGGCUCCUUUCAGACCCAACCUGGAGGGUGUGUUGUUAUCCAGCACAGGAAAACCCGUCUAACAGGGGUGCUAAGGAGCCCUCUGUGGCUUCUGGGGGAAAGUGGAUCUUCAGCCACACUGCGCUGUCUUUCCAGGGUUUGUUUCCUCCCUUGUGACUAGAAUAUCAAAGGGACAAGGAGGGAAACAUGACCGGGUGAGAAUGUGGAGCACCUAAAUAAACUGUGCCGUGCACACUCUACACGGACCCCUUCUCUUCCCUUCCCACUGGAAGGGAGGCUGUCCCCCCCUCCCCCUUCUUGCUGCAUCUACCAUUUUACAUGCUGCUUUUAAAGCAUCUAACAUUUAAUAUACACAUUUUCCAUAUUAUGAUCAACUCCCCGCAGGCAUCCUUGACUUGAUUACCCAAUACAUCUGUCCAGGUGUUUCUUAACCAUUUUCCUGCUGCUGGGCCCUUGCAUGCCUGACUAUACACAGACAGAUCCAUGCUGAACUCACGGCCUCCCACAGACGUCUCUGUGGCAGAGCCCUCGGGUGGAGCCAAUCCCGCCCACACUGGUACCUGGAGAGGCUGGGGUAGCCCUGUGCCCCAGCUCCCACCCGGCCCUGCCCACAUUCUCAGCCUGAUUAA